Alosa sapidissima (American shad) is the source of this 3341-nucleotide messenger RNA. Its product is annotated as guanine nucleotide-binding protein G(s) subunit alpha-like. Bases 1191 to 2330 code for a protein of 379 amino acids. Gene Ontology annotation, biological process: adenylate cyclase-activating dopamine receptor signaling pathway; sensory perception of chemical stimulus. Gene Ontology annotation, cellular component: heterotrimeric G-protein complex. NCBI's taxonomy places the organism in Eukaryota, Metazoa, Chordata, Actinopteri, Clupeiformes, Clupeidae. The record is from RefSeq and is a predicted model, not a curated record. Gene Ontology annotation, molecular function: insulin-like growth factor receptor binding; GTPase activity; G-protein beta/gamma-subunit complex binding. The transcript has 12 exons.
UGCUAGUCUCAAUGUCUAAUUCCUGGAGAAAACGGGGAAAGAGCCUGAAAAAAAUAUAUAUUUGCGUCUCGACUCAACCUCGACUCGCCGAAGAAGCACGUCUCUUACGUGGUGGAAUGUGUUGUCCCAAACGGCGUUAUAUUCAUGAACGUACAUGCACAUGUGUGUACCCACCGCUCGCAUUCUAAAGGACUACAAAGCUAAGGCUUGACAGCGGGGUUAUACCAACAAGAAACGAGAAAAUAUCCAAGGAUUCGCAUUAUUUUGCUAUUGGUAGACAAAUCGAAUUCUGUUUGAAACUUGUCUUGUGAAUAUUCGAUGUCUAAUUGGUGUGUGGAGAUCCGUAUUACACCAACAAAAGGAGAGGCAGAGAAGGCCUUAGGCUUGGGGAAAACCAGCAAGGAACUGCUAUCGCAGAAACGAGGAAUAAGAAGGAAUUUCUGAAUUUGUUCAGCACGGGCCAUCGGAAUCGCAUUUCUGACUACACUGUGUUUUCAAGCAUUUGAAUAGCCUGUGACAUGAAGCGAAAAAAUGGAUACGCUGAAAACAAUAUAGCCUACGCAUAGCCUUCAUUUAGUAGCGUAGAGUGCCAAUGUUGUUACACACUACGCUUGUUCGUAUCUGCAUGGAGGAUUGCUGACACAUCGAAGAAACACGGCCUAAUGAAUUGAAAUGCUUUUUAUUAAACCCCACUGGUCUUCUGCACCAAGAGCAUACUCGACUAGGAAUAAAAUCCAGUUGGGAUUGCAGUCAUAUGCUUCAUUUACUGCUAACCAAUCCGUGGAAUUAAGUAUUUUUUCCAUUUCAGUGCUGAAGUAAAGAAGACUGAAGUCACGGAUACUUGUUUUGACUGUGGUUUAUAGCUUUAUAUCAAGAAAGCUGUGAUCAUUCACCGAACAUCUGAGGGCCGCACUGUUGUCGUCAUCAGCAGUAGGCUAUCCUGCUCUCCUAGCAGAGCCAGCAGCACUACUGAAAAGACGCAGGAUGUACACUACGUAAAAUAGAAACUGCACAAUCACGUAUCUAAUCAGGCCGUAUAGUUUUAUGCUUCACUGGUGUAUUUUUACAAACUGUUUAAAUGUCGCAAAUGUAUUCGACUAUUUAGUGGGUCAAACAAGGGAGAUAGUAAAGGGUGAUUAAUUAUUUAUUUUUAACAUUCCCCCUCCCCUGGACGCUUUUCGUGUGGGAAGAUGGGCUGUUUGGGGAAUAGUAAGACAGAGGACCAACGAAAUGACGAGAAACAACAAAGAGAAGCUAACAAAAAAAUUGAUAAACAAUUACAGAAAGACAAACAGAUAUACAGAGCAACACAUCGGCUUCUACUUUUGGGUGCUGGUGAGUCUGGGAAGAGCACCAUUGUAAAGCAGAUGCGAAUCCUUCAUGUCAAUGGAUUCAAUGCAGAGGAGAAAAAACAGAAAAUUCAGGACAUCAAGAACAACAUUAAGGAGGCGAUAGAAACUAUAGUGACAGCCAUGGGAACCCUGGCUCCGCCUCUUCAGCUGGCCUGUCCUGCCAGCCAAUGGAGAAUGGAGUAUAUCCUUAACCUAGCAAAUCAGAAAGACUUUGAUUUUCCUUCUGAGUUCUAUGAGCAUGCCAAAUGCCUUUGGCAGGAUGAAGGUGUGAAGGCGUGCUAUGAAAGGUCUAACGAGUACCAGCUCAUAGACUGUGCCCAGUACUUUUUAGACAAGAUAGACAUUGUAAAGCAGAGUGACUACACGCCUUCUGAUCAGGACUUGCUCAGAUGCAGAGUUCUAACCUCUGGGAUCUUCGAGACAAGAUUCCAAGUGGACAAAGUAAAUUUCCAUAUGUUUGAUGUUGGAGGACAGAGAGACGAGCGGAGAAAAUGGAUCCAGUGCUUCAAUGAUGUAACAGCGAUCAUCUUCGUGGUGGCCAGUAGCAGUUAUAAUAUGGUGGUCAGAGAGGACAAUCAGACCAACCGCUUACAGGAAGCAUUGAAUCUCUUUAAAAACAUCUGGAACAAUAGAUGGUUGCGGACAAUCUCAGUCAUCCUGUUUCUCAACAAACAAGAUCUACUGGCUGAGAAGGUUCUGGCAGGGAAGUCUAAAAUUGAGGAGUACUUCCCUGAGUUUGCACGCUACACCACACCAGAUGACGCAACCCCAGAGUCAGGCGAACAUCCACGGGUCACCAGAGCUAAGUAUUUCAUCAGAGACGAGUUUCUGCGGAUCAGCACAGCCAGCGGAGAUGGCCGCCACUACUGCUACCCUCACUUCACCUGUGCCGUGGACACUGAGAACAUACGCCGCGUCUUCAACGACUGCCGGGAUAUCAUCCAGAGGAUGCAUCUCCGUCAGUACGAACUCUUGUGAUUGAAGGAGAGCGAUGAACUCAGAUAGAUACGAGCUGUUGGGAUUGGAGCAGGAGAGCAAAACUCCAUCAGCAUGAGCUGUCGCUGUUAAGAGGGAGGGAAGGUGGACUUCACCAGUGAGAGCUGACGGGAUUGGAGGAAGAAAAGAGGAGUGACUGUGAAAAAGCUCUCACGACGGGGGGUGGAAACGGUGACUAUCCCCCCGCUUCCCACUGCUGACCCCCCGCACCCCAACACUUACACACAGACACAGACAAGAACACACACGCAUACACACAUAUUCAAGCACAUAUGCCUUUUUAGCAAUCAUACCCUAGUGUCAUAUGCACACUUCCUGAUACACACCAUCCUCACUUGAAGGUGCACACAAUGUCUUUCCAGACUGGUAAGUAUAAACACAUGUCAUCUUACACUGAAGGGCGGUUGUUUCUGAUCAUUUAGCUGCUUUUGAAGUGGUCAGCGACUGAUUGGAAUAGGGGGAAAAAAGAAGAUGGAGGGAUUCCCAAGGCAAAAGACUUUAGGGAACUAGUGAAAAGCUGUCAAGAAGAAGGUCUAGAGAGAAACUGCAUUACGAGGAGAGAGACCAGUCUGCAACAGCUAAAAGAACUCCCCUCACAGGGUCAUCUGUCUGUGGACUGCUGUGCCAUUGAUACCUUUGACCUCCGCUCCUCCUGUCACACCCCCCCCCACUCCUUCCUUGUCCCAUCCCCUCCAAAACCUCUACCCUUUAUGUUCUUACUCAUCACCCCCCUCUUUCCAAAUGCUUUGUUUUUCCUGCACCAAUACAGUCUUGGUUGAUCAGAGACUUUAAGAGUAACAAUGUUUUAAAAAUGACAGAAAUGACUAUGAUAACUUGGACACUAAUAUGUUCUCUCACUCUCAUCAGCCUUCUUCCAUCAUCAUUCUCUUCUCCUGUCUCUUUAUUUUACUGCUGGACUAUUAUUCUUGUACAGACUGUAAAAUGUAUUAUUUUGUACAACUUUAUUGAAAAAAAAAAAACUUGUAGAAGAUU